CUUCCUCCCGUGUGUUGAUUACUCGCUCGCUGUCAUUCGUUCAGAGCGAGCCCGCCGGUGUGAUCGUGGCAGUAGUGGAGUGGAGCAGUGAGAGCUGUAUGUAAAUGAACACCUUCACCUCGGUCCUGUUGUCAGCUGAGGGUCUCGGAGGGACAAAGUGACUGUCCCGGUCACGCGCAUCGCCACGCUGACCUCGAAACGAUUCGCGUGGAGGUAGAAGCUGUGAGGAGAGGAGAGAGGCUCUCCAUAGGAGGGAGGCUCUCCAUAGGCUGUCCGCCGAUCGCCGCUGUUUUCUCUACGUUACAACACGAGGAGUGCCUCUCUGCCUGCUGACCAUGCAGAGUGUUGUGGCAGUGCUUCUGGCUCUUGCCGCUGCUGCCUUUGGGUCAGUGGACACAGACGUGCACAGGCCAAGACAGGACUCCAACCUGGAGAUCUACAAGCGGCUGUUUGAGACCAAAAGGAAAGACCAGCUGAAUGCACUGAAGAACCUAGUGGAGCUCAACGACAUCAACCAGCAGUACAAGAUUAUUGACAUCAUGCUCAAAGGACUUUUUAAGGUAUUGGAAGACUCACGACAAGUGCUCGUAGCAGCUAACAUGCAACCAGACGACCCAUUCCCCAUGGACGACAAGAUCAAAGAAGCUUACUCCCAUGUGGUAGAGAAUACAGCCUUUUUUGGUGAUGUUGCAUUGCGAUUCCCACGAAUUGUUCACCACUACUAUGACCGCAACGCUGACUGGGGAGGCCUGCUGCGAUGGGGGCUAAACUUCUGUAACCAGACAGGUGUUUUCACCGGAGGAGCCCACCAACAUGUUCUGACGCUCAUGUCACAGGAAUUGGGAAUAACAGAGAAGGCUCCAGACUUCACAAACCCGUACCGGACAGAGAGAGACGAUGUCCUCCAUACAGCUGAAGCUUUCCAGAAAAUCCUCAGAGAAGAGGAGAAGAGGAGACGGAAGGAAGAGAAGAGGAAAGAAAUUAGGAAAGGCCCCCGCAUUUCUCGCUCCCGUUCUGAGCUAUAGCCCUGCACUCUCGUACACAGAGCUAGGGGAAAACCUGGACUGGAGGAAACGCACAGUCCACAAGAGCUGGUUUGACAUGCAGACUCUAAUGACAAAGAGGGGAGCUGUCAGCGCUCACACAAAUGUCAGGUGCUCUGUUAAAAACUGACGAGAAACUCUCAUUGUGACAAAAACUGGGAAGAGGGUGCCAAGGUUAGUCAUUUGGACAAAAGCCUGCAUUGCUGAACUCCCACUAUCGUUUAUAAUUGGAAAAUCCAACUGGAGCCGCCCACAGAACAUCAAUGCAGAAGGAGCUAAUGAGGGAAACAAAUUUUUUUAUAAUGAUUACAUAAUUGUGCUUUUGAACAUGACUCAGUUUAGUAAAAUAUAUUUGAAUCCAUAUUUUUGCAAUUAGCAUUUUGUGUUUUGUGGACUGAAACAGCUAUUACUUUCUGUGCAUCUUUUAGAUUGGCUUUAGGAUGAAACUUGUUAACAGAGAAAUGUACUCAUUGGUUCAUAGGCUCAGUAGCAAUUUAUGUAUGUUUUAAGUUUUGUUUUUUUGGGGUUUUUUUUAGAUAUCCCUAGUGGUGUGUGUUUUUAAUUACUAAUUACACACAAUUUUCCAAGUUAUAGGCCUUCAUUUUGUGACUUUCACCAUUUGUUGUUUACUUAAUCCUUAAAAUAAUAUUUGAUAUUGGAAAGUAAUUAUAUUAAAGCGUAUGUAAUUAUCAUAAUAUUAUGACUGUUAUGAGAUUAUAUGUAUAGUAUAUUAUUCAAAGAAAGAGAGUUUGCUGCAAUGAACAAGCCAUCGGAUUUAUUGAAAUAAAGUAACUAUCUGAAGUCCAAGCUCAA
This is a messenger RNA of Boleophthalmus pectinirostris (great blue-spotted mudskipper), 1856 nucleotides long. Its product is annotated as coiled-coil domain-containing protein 134. The transcript is spliced from 7 exons. The record is from RefSeq and is a predicted model, not a curated record. Lineage: Eukaryota; Metazoa; Chordata; Actinopteri; Gobiiformes; Gobiidae. The coding region runs from base 336 to 1025 and encodes 229 amino acids.